This is a messenger RNA of Neurospora tetraspora, 387 nucleotides long. RefSeq lists its product as uncharacterized. The coding region runs from base 1 to 387 and encodes 128 amino acids. The transcript is spliced from 2 exons. The record is from RefSeq and is a predicted model, not a curated record. NCBI's taxonomy places the organism in Eukaryota, Fungi, Ascomycota, Sordariomycetes, Sordariales, Sordariaceae.
AUGGACGUGAGGAGCGGAGCCGCUGCCGAUGAAGCCGCUCUUCAGAGUCUCGCGGGUCUCUGGAUUCUCGGUUGCUCGGCCGAAGAGCCGGCCGCCUGGAUGACGGAAAGCAACUCAGGAGCAACCCCGGCGGCGCAGAGCUCUUGGUCAGUCUUGGACGUUGCAAACCGACGGAAGACUUGGCCGAGAACCAAACUUGGUGUGGCGUGGACGGGGGCUCCCCGGACAUUGUCCAAGGCAGCCCUCCAGGGGCAGAAGCUUCCCAUGUCCAAUUUCUCCACGGGCGCCGAUGAAGCCCUCCAGGCCCCUGGAAGAAGCCACGGGGAACCAACAACGCAAGAAGCCAAGAAACUACUGCCCGUAUCCGACUGGGCGAGCGUUCAAUAG